Colletotrichum chrysophilum is the source of this 1878-nucleotide messenger RNA. RefSeq lists its product as uncharacterized. Lineage: Eukaryota; Fungi; Ascomycota; Sordariomycetes; Glomerellales; Glomerellaceae. The record is from RefSeq and is a predicted model, not a curated record. The coding region runs from base 1 to 1878 and encodes 625 amino acids. The transcript has a single exon.
AUGUACUCUACGGCGGUCAUUGACAUAGACGAGAACAUGACCCUACCCUCUCCCCAUCGGCGGAUCUCUGGACAUUUCGAAGGCACCGACGUCGAUUUCAACUUUUACCUUCCCCCGGAGACACGGUGGCAGGGUCGUUUCUUCAGCUACGUCUACCCGGACCAGAACUCUACGGCCAUAGACCGGCGGAUUGGCUUUGCUUUGGACAGUGGUGCCUAUCUCAUUCAAGUCUCUGGCACUUCGGGAUAUCGUGCCGACGCCGCCGCGGCGAAAUUCUCUUGGUCCAUCUUGGCCAACUACUAUCGCUCGGUCCCGGAACAUGUCUAUGGUUACAUAUAUGGCGGCAGUGGAGGCUCGUACAUGACGAUCGGUGCGAUGGAGAACACUGCUGGUGUCUGGGACGGAGCGGUACCCAUUGUGGUGGCGACGCCAGUCUCUAUUCCGUUGAACCAUGCGGUACGCAACUUGGCCUCGGCAGUGCUUAGGAACAAGUCAUCACAUAUCAUUGAGUCAAUUAGGAGCGGAGAUGUGGAAAAGGCCAUGCCGAAUCUCAGCGAGACCGAAGCAUCUGUGUUCAUGGAGGCGACGCUUUCGGGCGUUCCGAUAGAAGCCUGGGAACACUUCAGCGGCCUCGCGAGCAGCCGAAUGCUGAAAGUUCUGUUGAGCUCGGUCAAAAACCUCGACCCUUCUUACGCGGACGACUACUGGAGCAAACCAGGAUAUCUGGGGACUGAUAAUUCCACUCUAUCCGACGUGCUUCAUUCCAAUUUUGCCAACGUCACCGCGAUAAUCCAAGAGGUCAUUGCAAUCAGCGAUGAUGACGACUUUGCUUUCAACAUUACACUAGAGGGAGUCCCUGAAAAUAUUGUCAAUUUUGAUGGCCUGGAAUUCACCCUCCUCGGUAUGGGCUGUUCGUCCAAGAUCGGUGCCUUGACCGGAACCUGGAACCCCUCUACCAAGUCCAUAAUGGUGACCAAGGACAAUCCGGACAUCUUAUUGAGCAAUCUGAUCCAGGAUCGGCGAAUCCGCGUCGAUAACGGCUGGUUCAUUGCAAUGCACACGUACCAUCGCCAUCAAAUCCCGAGUCGACCCGGUUUCUACGGAUUUGAUCAGUUCAUUGGACCCGACGGAGCUCCUGUGUAUCCCCAGCGAGCCGUACAAGCCGCUGCCGAAGUAGCCAAGGGCGCAUGUGGCGGUUGCAUCUAUGGCGGCAACAUCACUGGGAAGAUGAUCAUAGUGGACAACCUGCUUGAUAGCGACGCCUUCCCAUGGCAUGCAGAUUGGUACAAGUCUCAGGUACAAAGGACUCUCGGUUCCAGAUUCGAUGACAACUUCAGGCUGUGGUACAAUGAGCGCGCCGAUCACUUCUUCGAGCCUGUCGCGGAGAAUCUGAAAGACUUCAUUGUAGACUACACUGGGAUGUACGAGCAUGCGAUGCGCAGUCUUUGUGCCUGGGUUGAGGACGGUAUUCAACCACCAGCAUCGACGAGUUAUCAAGUUCAGAAUAGCCAGGUUAUUCCUUCUGGCGAAGCGGACGAGCGGCAUGGUAUCCAGCCCAUUGUCGAGCUUUCCAUGAAUUCGUCGCUUAUUGGAAACAUUCAAAGGGGUACCGAGGUAAAUUUCAUUAUGCGGGCGGUAGCACCUGUUGGGGCUGGCAAAAUCGUCGCUGUUGAGUGGGAUUUUCUAGGAGGCAAGACGUUCGAAAGCAUGCCAUUUGGCGAACCUAACGAAAUCGUUGACCUGGUUGUUCCAUUUGUUUAUGAUAUCGCCGGCACGUAUCUGUGUGUAGUCAAGAUUACUGCUCAACGUGAAGGAAACUCAUCUUCCCAAUUUGCUCGGGUAAACAACUUGGGGCGGAUCCAGGUCGUAGUACGAUGA